Colletotrichum godetiae is the source of this 1095-nucleotide messenger RNA. RefSeq lists its product as uncharacterized. The transcript is spliced from 3 exons. The record is from RefSeq and is a predicted model, not a curated record. NCBI's taxonomy places the organism in Eukaryota, Fungi, Ascomycota, Sordariomycetes, Glomerellales, Glomerellaceae. Gene Ontology annotation, cellular component: Golgi apparatus. The coding region runs from base 1 to 1095 and encodes 364 amino acids.
AUGAACGGUUCGCGUCCCAGCAGUGGUGCCAGUGGCCCCCUCGGUUUCGGCUUCUUGGGUGCCAAAUGGCCCAGAAUCUUCUUCCUCAUUACCCUCGUCCAGGCUUUGCUUUGCUUGGGCUUUGAGUGUUACGUCUUCUGGAAAUUCCAGACUGGUUUGACCGACCAGGACCCUCACCAAAAUACAGAUACCACGGAUGCGACCGACUCACCGAGGCGGACAAUCCCGACUUUCCUGACGCUCUUCAUCUUUGGAUUCUUGUACGAAUUGGUUAUCGUUUGGGAUGCGCUCCGGGCAAAGAACACCAUCCAGGUUAUCGGAGUGUGCAUCGCCAACCUCGCUUUACUGGUCUACACUGCCAUUCAGGUCGAACAGAUUGAGGAGGCUGUACAGCAGCUGAAGGACAACAAUGCCCUCAAGGACCCGACCGACGACAUGUGGGCCGAUGUCAAGCCUUACCUGGUUGCAAGCCCCUGCGUCCUGGCUUUUGGAACCAUCACCAUGGCCUUGACUGCCUGGAAGCUCUAUCAAGUCUUCGCUUGGGACAUUCUGAAGACUAUAGGAGCCGACUACAGAAUGAAGAAGCGUUUCCUCCACUACCAGAUUUAUAUCGCACUCCUGAAGUUCGAUUUCUUCUUUUUCCUCGGUUUCACGGUUCAGUUCUUGGUUAUUGUCAACGCCCGUACCGACGCUGAAUUUGGAUUGACCAUUGCUGCGAUUCCGAUUACCAUUGCCAUUUUACUUCUGGCCGCAUGGUUCACCAGAAUCGAGAAUAAGGUCGGCAUGGCGACUGUUCUCGUCCUCUACUUUGGCGGCUUGAGCUAUUUUAUUUUCAAGCUCGUCCGUAUCUACCAGCCACACACGGCCGAGCAGUACAUGCCGGUGCGGAAGUCGCUCACUGCCUUCACCGUCAUCACUAUUCUCCUCAUCAUCUGCACCAUCGCCAACUGCGUCGUCUGCAUGCGCAACUUUGGAGCCGGCCUGAAGACUCACCUGCGGAAGCCGUCUCGCGACCUCGAGAAGAGCCAGGACCUCAACUCGAUCAACCUGCAGGACGUCAAGCCACAAAUUGCGAGCAGAAUGACGAUUGAUUGA